AUGGCGCGGAGCUUUCCACUCCUCCUCGCCGCGGCGGUGUUUCUAGGUGGGAUCAGGCCUUCGUCGCUCUUCGGCGCCCUGCGCCCGGUGGAGCGCCCACGCCCGGUGCGAGCUUUGGCGCCACGGCGGGUGGUGGACGAACGCCUCGGUUUCCUGGAGUUGGAGGAGGUGAAGAUGCCUCCAUCCCCACAAGACGGCAGCGGUGCCGUCGUCUCGAAAGUGCUGGAAGCCGGCGUGCGGCUGCUCCUGCGAAACUACGAUGCUGUCGUCGUGGCCGUGGGAAGCCGCUGGGAGACCCUGCUGCGUGGAAGGGUCCAGGCCGUGCAGUUAUCUGGCAAAGACUGGUGCACGAAGCUCGGCUUGCGCGCCCGGCGCUUGGUUGUGGCGGCGCUGGAGGGAGCUGCCCUGGACUACGGGGAGCUGCUCCAGGGCCGAGUCACUCUCACGGCUGUGGCGGAUGGCUGGGCUGAAGCGAUUUUCAAUGAGGCCGACUUCGGCCAGUUUCUACUUUAUCCACAGGUGGCAGCCGCCUCUCCGACAGUGGAAGGUGCAAAGUUUAUCUUCUCCUCGGAGGGUGUCAUCAUUGAUGCUGCGGCUGAGACGCUGACCUUCGAAGGACGCCACGCUGGGCAUGGACUGCGCGGGGUGCUUCGCUGCGGCCAGGGAGGCACCGUGCCCACCGUGAAGUUGGAGGCUCUUGGGGCGCAGCCCGAAGAAGCGCUGGAGCCCCUGGAGGAGGCUCUUGGAGGUUUCUUUGCGACGCUCCACGUGGACUUGGCUGGCGUGGACCUGCGCUUUCGGCGACUCCGCUUCGCUCCGAGCCACGCUGCGGUGUUGCUCAAGGCGGAGAUUCGCCGGAUACCGAACCCGUUUCGAGACCGCAUCUAG
Symbiodinium sp. CCMP2592 is the source of this 888-nucleotide messenger RNA. Lineage: Eukaryota; Dinophyceae; Suessiales; Symbiodiniaceae. The record is from the annotation of a GenBank genome assembly.